Molecule: messenger RNA, 6067 nt
Organism: Melanotaenia boesemani (Boeseman's rainbowfish)
Lineage: Eukaryota; Metazoa; Chordata; Actinopteri; Atheriniformes; Melanotaeniidae
Gene: b4galt5
Product: UDP-Gal:betaGlcNAc beta 1,4- galactosyltransferase, polypeptide 5
Exons: 9
Coding region: 417-1565 (382 amino acids)
Biological process (GO): carbohydrate metabolic process; glycoprotein biosynthetic process
Molecular function (GO): UDP-galactose:glucosylceramide beta-1,4-galactosyltransferase activity
Source: RefSeq, a predicted model, not a curated record
CAUUCAUAGGGCUGGGCAGGCAGGCAAGGCGCAGGAGCGGCAGGGACACCAUCAGCGACGAAGUGUGGAACCUAAAAGAUGGUUUCUCACUGACAACACCAGGCCACUUCAAUCCGCACUGUCUUUACUAGCCAUUUCUACAUCGGACAUCCCUUUUACUUAAAUCGAAACCAUCUUUCCAGGAAUGGAAAUCGAGUGUCUCGGUUGAUGACUGGAGGUCCCAUCCUUUUUGUCGACCUGCCGCGGAAAUAGACUGACUUCCUAGCUGCCUGUCUCACCGCUGCCGCAGACCCUACCACUCCACUCGGCUCAUUUAUUUCAGACAGUCCGCAGACGACAGGCUUUGGCAUCUGGACAUAUCAGAACGGGUCUGUCGCAGUAAAUAAGGAAACGUGCUGUGUGCUUUUGCUGCCUGUAUGAUGCCGACACAUUUGCGGUUCCGGAGAAGGUCAUUCCUUGGGCUUUUAUUCCUUUUUUCACUGUCCACCUCGGCAUUGUAUUUCAUCUAUUCCGCCCCCGGAAUCGUGAAUGAAUAUGUGUUCAUGGUCCAAGCCAGAGGCAUCCAGAUCAGGGAGAAUGUGAAGAACAUUGGAGCUCAAGUUCUGGAGCAAGUGGUUAGAGGAGCUUACAGCGUAAAUGGAACCGAUUAUUCUUAUGAAUUCAACUUCAGCGAGAGUGAUGCUCCUCCUACCGCAUACCUCCCUGAGGGCUUCACAUACUUCCCCUCACAGGUUUGCCCCGAGAGACUGCCCUCCAUGAAGGGCAGGUUGAAGGUCAACAUGAGUGAAGUAUCUCUGGAAGAGGUGGAAAGAUCCAUACUGGAGCAAGAGCUCAGCACUGCCCCCGGUGGCUUUUGGAAACCCAAAGAUUGUUUACCUCGCUGGAAGGUGGCAAUCCUAGUUCCAUUUAGGAACAGACACGAACACUUGCCCAUCCUCCUGAGACACCUGGUGCCAGUACUGCAGAAGCAGAAACUCCAGUUUGCCUUUUAUGUCAUAGAGCAGACGGGUACAGAGCCAUUUAAUCGAGCCAUGUUGUUUAAUGUGGGCUACAAGGCGGCUAUGAAAGACCUGGACUGGGACUGUCUGAUUUUCCAUGAUGUGGACCACCUCAUGGAGAACGACAGGAACUACUACGGCUGUACAGGCAUGCCACGACAUUUUGCGGUCAAACUCGACAAGUACUCCUACAUGCUUCCAUAUAAUGAGUUCUUUGGUGGUGUCAGUGGCCUGACGGUGAAGCAGUUCGAAAAGAUUAAUGGAUUUCCUAAUGCAUUCUGGGGCUGGGGAGGAGAGGACGAUGACCUCUGGAACAGGGUGCAGUUUGCCAAUUACACAGUAAGUCGACCUCAUGGAGAACAGGGACGCUACAUGUCAAUUCCACAUCACCAUCGCGGGGAAGUGCAGUUCCUGGGAAGGUAUAGUCUACUACGUCACUCAAAAGAGAGACAGAAAGUGGAUGGUCUUAACAAUCUAAACUACUCCCCCCUAAUCUCCAGAAGGCGUCUCUACACCAACAUCACAGUCAGCUUGAGCAGAAAGCUUGCACCUGUAGCUGACUACUGACGUAGGCAGAGCUGGACUGCAAAACACCUGGGAAUCAAAGUCCUCUAGGACAUCAGCCAUAUCUCACCAGUUGCAGCACUGCUUUACACUUUUUAGUUGACAGUGUUUUGUUGUUUUGAAUUUUUUUCUUUCUUUUUUUUGUCUAUUUGUAUGCACCAAAAGAAGAAAACAGAAAUGGAGACUCAAAUUAAUAUCCUUGAUAAAUCAUAAAAGAAAAUGGGGAUAAAUGCUGCACUUGUGUGCCACAGUUCAUCACUCUUUUCAUCUGGUCGUAUCUACACUUUAGUCUCCGCAUGCCUUUUGCACCAUUUUGGCCUUCAGCACACAUUCACUGAGUCUGCUUCUUUUUCUGUCUUCAUGUUGCGCCACCUUGAUUUUUGUGCUUGACUAAAAAUAGGCUAGGACACAAAUGCGCAUUCAAGUGCACACGCAUGCACACACACGCAAACAAGAGUAUAACUUACACUUGCUUACAUGGUCCAGAAGCUUUGUUUUGUUUGUUUUUUUGUUCUUUCUCUUGCACUUCUUAUUUCAUAAAUGCAGUAGAUCUGUGAAAACAUGCAUGCACACACGCGCACACACCACACAACUUCGAUCGCGUGAACUCUUGCAGCUGGUUCUGCAAUUAGAUAUGCCAAAUCUACAAGUGAAGGUAGUAAGAACAGAGGAUAUAUUGUAUGUAAAGUAGUUUAUUCUAAGUUCAGAGAAUAUGGAUUCCUUGAUCAUCUCUUUAUCUGUAAUUUAUCCUUUGAACAUACCAUUCCAAGUCUGUGAUGUUUGUGUUUGCAUAGUUGCAUUGAAUGUUCUGGCUGCCUGCAAGUGGCUGUAUGUUGGAGUGCAAUGCUCAUCCUGUUAGCAAUAAGCUGUAAUAUCAGACAGCAUAAAUUAGCCCUGACUUCCUUACUGUACAGAUGCAAUAGCAUGGGUGCUAGCAUGCCCUUAUUGGACAACAGAGAAAGAGUCACUGCAUAUGCAAACUUCACAUUCAGCUCCACUUUGCCUAAGCAAACACGCCACCCUUUUCCGAACUCGUGUGUCUGCGUGCAUGUCUGUGUGCAAGUGAGGGUGAGCUAUGCAAAUGGCCUGCAUGCAUCUCCUCGUCAGAGCAAAGUUAUCGGGGUGACCCACAAGAGUCGCCGUUUCUGAAACUCUGACAGACCUCACUUAGCGUGCAGCGCGCAAAUCCAGGCCAGAGAAAAUGAGAAAAUAGUUGUAGAUGUAUUUUUAGAUCCCACAUCCUUAAUGUUUACUCACCUUCAUUUUUACAGAAGAGAUUUGGAGGUAGAGAAUACUUGAUUGCUGUCACUGUCACUGGUGUUUACAGAAGCUUUUGCUUUAUUUUUCAGACUGUGUAGUACUUGUUUUACUGUUAGCCUGCCCUCCAUCCACGGUGCCCUGAUGAUCUCUUCAACAACCCAGCUUUGGCUGCCUUUGUUCCAUUUUUUUCUUUUUUCCCCUUCCUUUUUUUCUAAAUUGACACUUCUCUGUUUCUGUAAAGAAAAGCAGAUGUAAAUGCUUAUUUACUUUGGGUAAAAACCACUGAUUAGCUUUUUGAACUUGUGGCCAGACUACAGCUUGUGAGUUUCUUUUUGCAGAUCAAACAUUGAGUUAUUGAUCUGUUUAGAGUUUUUAUUUUUUUGUUUUUUGUUUUUUUUUUCUCUCCAGUGGCAUGCAGCCUAACACUGUGCAUUGACACCGGCUUCUCUGGUCAUAUAUAGCAGCUUUCUCCAAUGUGUGUGUUUGACAGUGUUGAUUUAUGGGUCAAAUAUCCCAAUACUGUAAAUGUAAUUCAUUUUUAAGAUAUCAUACAGACAUAGUCUCCUCACUGUCUGUCCUCUAGUCAUGCAGCUACUUCAUUUCACACAAAUCGCCUUGUAUGCAUUUUUUAAGAAGUAUCUUUUGGGAGACAUGCGGUUGAUUGACCAACUGUUGUGUUCCCACAAUUCAAAUAAGAAAUAAAGAGGCUGGACCUCACUAUUUAUUUUGACAGAUUAAUUUCCUUAAUAUUUCAGUUUUUAUUUUUCCUGAGGUGAUGUGAUGAUAGAAAGCGACAUAUGGUAGGCUGUGUUAGAUGCACUGAAAGACAGUUGUGUGUAUUUUUGUGGGAUUGUGAGGUUCAGGUCUGUGUAAAUGGGGCUGUUCCAUUUCAUUCAGAUGCUAAUUUCCUCUUGGGAUGUGACACAAAUAGCUGGGAUGAAUGAAUUGGAAUGGUACCUGUAUUGUAGCCUGGUGUUAAAUUAAAUUAAUCUUAUGAAUAGACAUGUUGGAGGAGGCCAUUUUGUGUGACAACCACAGGAAAUGCAAGACACAGAGUUAGGAAAUGCUAGUGGCCACUGUCCUUCACUGAUCACCUCCAUUAUACUAAAUGAUAAUCAAUGGUGCUGACCUUCCAGAUCUCCCAGAAGGGACCUCCUCUACAUGCUUACUGGAGCCGAUUUUUACACCACAGAGGCUGAUAUCAACAGGCAAAACAUCCUUUAGACUUUUAUGGCUCUUUCAUUUUAUGUCAUCGUUACAUUCAUAAAGCUGAGUAGAUAUUCAGAGUUAUAGGAUCCAUAGAUUAGUAAGCCUGCUGCCUUUUCAUCCUGCCAGGCAAAGCUAAUUCAUGUAUAUUGAUGUACAGCUCCAGUUCAUUGCAAAAAGCAUGUGUUUACCCCCUAGCCAGUUACUCAGGAGGUGCCCAGUGGAAGUCAUGGACAGUAGCAGCAAUCGUGUUAAGUUUUGUUUUCCAUGUGUGUUUGAGUGAAAUGGCUAAACCUUACAGAGGUCUAACCAUCCUCCAUCUAUAUUUUCAAGUCCUUGCAUUUUCUUUUUCCAAGCACUGAUAAGAACAUGACUUAGGUGUGAACAACUGGCAGGUUUUCUUUCUUGUUGUUGACAUGACACACUGUAUAUUGACUUUUUAUUUUUAAUCAUUAAAUUGCUUUACAUUAAAAGCUAGUUGGACUUAUAGCAAAAGCCAAAUGGUUUUAGUGUGAGUGUUCAGGGGAAGAUUUAGACUAUGGGUGACCCCUCGAUAUAAAGACUUCCUCUGGAUGAUCUAAAUGCUCUCAGAGUCUAAAUGGGCUUUAUACUUAACAAUAUACAAUAAGCAACCUCAUCAGCCAUGAUCGCACUUAAAUAAAUGCUGUUUUUUGUGACGAAUAGACAGUUUUGGCCACUAGAUAAUUAACGGACAAAUUUGUCAGCGUGCUCCUACUUUUAUUUAAACUGGUAAAUAGUUUUAUUCCGUCUGUGAUAAGAGCAUGCUGGCAAGUCUUGCUCCUGUUAUAUAUAUAUAUAUGUAUAUAUAUAUAUAUAUAUAUAUAUAUAUAUAUAUAUAUAUAUAUAUAUAUAUAUAUAUAUAUAUAUACAGUAAUGUACAUGGUCUCUGUCCAGACCAAGACUGCUGCUCACUGAAAAAGGCUUCAUCGUAUCAAAGUUUCACCUGUCCUGAUCUGUUCUGCGCCAGUUUAAAUGAAGGGACCAUUCUUUGGGCAUCUGACAAAACUGGCAGCCUUAAAGCUUCCUAAGUUAUUGCAGUGUUUUGUUUUUCUUUUUGUUUGUUUUUUAAAUUGAUUUUCUCUCUUUUUUCACUCAAGUUUUUAUUUUUUUUAUAAGCAAAAAUAUUUAAAUAGAAGAAAAAAGUGCAUAUCAAGAUAUGAUCAUUGUAAAUAUUGUUGUUGUGUGUAGUGUUUUAGAAGUUCUAUAAGGUCUUAAAUCACUACAGAUGCUAGCAUAAAGAACAAGGCUUCAGGAACGGGGUCGGCUCGGGGUUUUUCUUGUGCCAUUUACGUGCUAGUGGAGCUUACACAGUGACAUCAAUGUUUUUACAUCACUGCUUCCAAGCACAAAUUUUUCUUUUUUGUUUUUUCUUUGUUGUAUUUUUUAUUUUUUUAGAUAUUCUUAUUCCAUCAAAUUUUAAAAAUCCUCUCGUCUCAAAGGUCUUCUGCAUUCUGCAGGCUUCCCCCGUACUCAGUGUGCCGUGACAGAAGAAGAGACACAUCACAGCAGAAGAAGACAUCAAUUUAAUUUUCAGAUGAAGUUAGGUGCCCUUCUUUCAGCGUGACGAUGUCUCUUUGUGCAUGACGGCAACUGGGGUAAGGUGGAGGUCACAAGAAACCGCUGCAGUAUAGGAAUCUUUCAGCCAACAAGAAAAAACAUUAAAAAAAAAAAAAAAACAACUUACGCUUGCAAUGCAAGGAAAUACAGAUCCCCAAACCAGCGACACAAUCCACUUCAAAAUCACACAAGAUUUUUUUUUUUUUUGUAUGAAAGUUAAAUAUUAAAACAAGAAGAUACAGAUAUCUAAAUUUAAAAUAUUUCUUUGAUUGUGAUUGUAAGGAGAGAAAGUCUCCUUGAAUUGAAGCCAUUCGAAGCCACUUGUCAAAACUUGAUGUCAGCCUUAUGUGGAUCUGUUAGUGUAUUGGCAUAUUAUCUUUUGAUUAUUGAAAUUUGUAUGAUGGAGAUUUUCUUUUAUACCAUCAUUGUUAUUGUCAAAGUACACCAAUAAAACGAAACUU